UGGUACACAGUGUUAGAGAGAGUGUGGUAGAGGAGGGAGAGAGAGAAAGAGAGUGAGAGAGAGGGAGAGAGAGAGUGAGAGAGAGAGAGAGAGCCACAGCGACUCUGGAACGUAACGUCGUCGUCGUCGGCUGCUGCUGCUGCUGUCAACAGAACCGCCUCUCUCUCUCUCUCCACCACACACUGCCAGUGGCCAUUGUUCAGUUCAGCUGUCGAAAGACCUGGAAGGACACCUCAGUUAUGUCCGCCUGUGAUUUCCAGUUUCCUCUGAGAUGAUGAGGCCAUGAAGGAGAGAGGAGAGCUGCGCCCAUCGAUGGCCAGCAGUGGGCGGAAGUAGCUAGAGACAAAAAUUAUAAGUGAUAUUUUAUGAGGAAUGAAUGCCCUACUUUUGGUUAAAAGCCUCCUAAAAAGUGACCAAAAUGGAACAAAACUUUUAAGUGAUAGUGUUAAUAUCUGUCCUCCCACUUUUGUUCAAAGUUACCCCUUUAAAAAAAAACAAAAAAUCUUCCAUUUUCCAGAUUUAUAUUAGGGCCAUGUCCAUAAGAAAACUCCCUUAUGUUACGGUGCUGUGAUUUCUAUUGCGCAAACCUGCUGGAAGGCAUGGAGGGCACGGAACUGCUGACGAUAGAGACUUCAGGCAACGGCCCGAUCACCACCACGGCACUGCACAAAAGCAAGAGGGACGAUGCGGUGGUGUUCGACAACAAGGCGAAGAAGGCGGGAGAAAAGAAAACGGGAGAAAAGAGAACGGGAAGUGAGAAGAAAACAGGAGGGGAUGAUCCGGUGUUAAACAAUAAGGUGAAGAAAAUCGGUGGGGGCGAUAAGGUUUUCGACAAUAAGGUGAAGAAAACGGGAGGGGGCGAUCCGGUAUUCGACAAUAAAGUAAAGAAAACGGGUGGGGACGAUCCGGUGUUCGACAACAAGGUAAAGAAAACGGGGGGCGACGUCGCCACCAAAGACAACAAGGAAAUCGAGAACUUGCUCAGUUCCAGAGAGACGACUGAUAAGGAAAUCCCUCACGACAACAACAAAAAGUCGUCCGUGCAGCCUCCUCCUUCUUCUCGAGGGAACGACAAGAAAAAUAAGAAGAAGAAGAAGAAGAAGAAGCCAGGAGUCGUCGUGGUCGUCAGGGAUGAAAACGACGAAAGCGAAAAGAUCGACGGGUCGAAGGAGACUGAUGAUGAGGAGGAGGAUGAAGAUGAAGGGGAGGAAGAAGAAGAAGAAGAAGAGAUGAUGGUGGUCGUCGUGAAGCGGCGGGGGGAGGAGGGGAGAAAGACAGUAGUGGUUCUCAGUGCAACGACCUCCUCUCCAACAAGAGCAGCAAUGAGUCUGGGGACAUGGAGGACGAAGACGUGGUGUCGUGCAGCGAGGAAGAGGAGGAGGACAACAGUGUCGACAACAACACCUUCAACAUCAUCAACACGGAGAACUCCGAGAGCCAGGAAUACAGCGAACUGACGAACGACGACGAAGUGUCCUCCCCGGCGC
Macrobrachium nipponense is the source of this 1487-nucleotide messenger RNA. Its product is annotated as ESF1 homolog. The record is from RefSeq and is a predicted model, not a curated record. NCBI's taxonomy places the organism in Eukaryota, Metazoa, Arthropoda, Malacostraca, Decapoda, Palaemonidae. The coding region runs from base 555 to 1457 and encodes 300 amino acids. The transcript has 2 exons.